Messenger RNA from Cladophialophora immunda, 477 nucleotides. RefSeq lists its product as uncharacterized. The transcript has a single exon. The coding region runs from base 1 to 477 and encodes 158 amino acids. NCBI's taxonomy places the organism in Eukaryota, Fungi, Ascomycota, Eurotiomycetes, Chaetothyriales, Herpotrichiellaceae. The record is from RefSeq and is a predicted model, not a curated record.
AUGCCGGCAUUGUCGUCCAUCGUUAUUGACGCCCCUCCUCAAGACGUCUGGAAUGUCCUCAUUGAUUUCCCCGGCUGGCCAGAGUGGAACACAUGGUUCUUAUCCAUCCGUGCCCACUCAACCCCCCUUGAACUAGGCACACUCGUCACAUUUACAAAUGCGAUGUCUGAGACUGCGAAACCCGGGACUUACACAGCACGCAUCACCACUUGGCACCCCGAGAAGACAGAGUUUGCGUGGAAGGGUGGCCCAUUGCCUGAAUGGCUGGGAUGGACUCUGAGGGGUAGUCAUUGGUUUAAGCUUGUGGCGCAGGAUGGAGGGAAGAAGACGCUGUUCGAUCAUGGCGAAGACGUUGAAGGCCUACUCAGUGUCUUGGUGCCCAGCAGUAUGGUGAAAGAUUUGGUCAAGCAGCUGGACAAGUUCAAUGGCGAAUUGAAGAGACGGGUUGAACAAGGUCCAACUGCCACCCCGGCUUGA